This is a messenger RNA of Symbiodinium sp. CCMP2456, 2237 nucleotides long. The record is from the annotation of a GenBank genome assembly. NCBI's taxonomy places the organism in Eukaryota, Dinophyceae, Suessiales, Symbiodiniaceae.
GAUGGGAGGAGACGGCCCGGACCUCUCCACCGGCGGCUCAGCCCACAGGUUCAGGCUGCGUCACCGACCACGAAAGCCCUCUCACAAGUCAGGUCAAAUGUAUGUGGUCUCUUCGCGACCUCCUGCGCCGUUUGGGUGAAGACAUCCAUACCUGGCGACAGGGCCCCCCUCCUGCUGGUGCUGUGUUUCAGGCCUGGGCCACUGCAACCAGGCUGCAGACUCAUACUCGAGCACUCCGCAAGGCAUGCCGGAGCCGCAAGAUUGUCGCCAUUGCGGAGGCGGUCAGCGCAACCAACAUACACCAAGCUGCCCGCCGGUUUGCUCCCAAGGCACCGCGACGCCGACUGCAACUUCGAAAAGCGGAUGGCAGCUUGCAGACGCAUGAGGAGGAGCUACAUCAAAUCAGUGAGUACUUUACCAAGCUCUACGAUGGGACCCCAGGGACUCACCGCCCGUGCCUCACACAGGACCUUCAGAUCUCCCAGCGCGAGCUACAGGGAGCCCUACUCAGGCUACAGCCCAGCAAGGCCAUGCCGUCUAACAGUGCACCGGCUGCGUUGUGGAAGCACUUCGGCCAGGAUGUGUUGCCCCUCAUGGAGAGGCUCUUCGCACAAUAUCUGGUUGCCGGUUGCCGCUUACAACCCUAUGUCGCCGCCUACCUGACCGACAUACCACAAUUUGCCUAUGUGGCCCAGCGCUCACUGUCUCAAGCCUUGGAGCGUGUCAUCAGCCACUGUGCAGCUGUGAGGACCCUGGUGCAGCAACAUGUGCAGACACCUCACACACGCCGUCAGGGACGACCCAACCUCAGUCUUUAUGGUGGCUGCCAACUGUCACUAGACAUCACAUGUGCAUACGAUCAUGUGCCCAGAUGGGCCUUGGAAGCGGCCGUGAGGGACGCCCACAUCCCCGAGACCUUGAUCCAGGCUGUGCUUCUCAUCCAUGACCAAGCCUUUGUCCGCAUUACGCACUGUGGGCAGGAGACUUCGUUCAAGUUGCGAAGAGGUCUGCGACAGGGGUGUGGCCUCGCGCCAAUCCUAUGGUCACUGUACUCCGGCUGGGUCCUCAAACAAAUGCACAGCCCACCGAUCCUAGAUGUCUCCACAGCAGCCACUACCUAUGCAGAUGACCAGCAUUACGCAUGGCUCAUACGCAAAGGACAGGACCUCGAGAACGCCUAUCAGGCUAUGAAGCACGUUUUUCGGUGCCUCCUCGACAAUGACAUGCAGAUCAGCGUGGAUAAAACAGUGAUUCUGCUUGAGCUUCAGGGACCACAGGCCACCAAAGCUCUCGCCAGGUACGUUGUACAGCGGCCCACGGGGCCCCACAUGAAGUUUGUGAUCCAAGGCGCCAGCAUGCUGAUCAAGCUGGUGACCCGGCAUGUCUAUCUAGGAGCCGUCAUCACCUACCGACGCUUCGAACAGGAGUCCUAUCGGCACCGUCUCAAACUGGCCAAGAACUCCUACACGAGGCUUGGGAAGAUUCUGCGCAACCACUCGGUCCCUAUGCGUUUACGCCUGCAGCUAUGGCAGGGGUGCAUAUGGCCAGCCAUCUUACACGGCCUGGACUGCACUGGCAUGCCACAGCCUGAGCUUCAAUCCCUCAACACUCAGCUGAUCAAACAAGCCAGAUCCAUUGCACGCUCCCACUCCAUGCUGACCAGGGAGACCAACGUGGACCUCGUGCGACGACUUGAGAGCUCACCGACCCAGUCCAGAGGCUCAGAGAUGCGAUUUGAGCAGCUACAGUGGCGUGCCCUGGUGAGAGGCCAACUAUUUGAAACAAGUGGUAGCCCCUGGGGGGCCUGCCCCUCCCUCACCAUCUCCUCCAAGCUGGUCUGUGUUGAGAAAGUCAUCCACGAGAUCUUUACUUGUGAAGAUUGUGGACAGCAAUUCGCCACCCCAGCGGCACUUAAGCGGCACCAAUUUUGCAUGCACAUGACUGCAGACCAGAAGGAGGCCAGAACCCAAGAGGUGCAGCAGGCUCGCAAGCACUCACCCAUGGAGCACUCGAAGGAUGGCAUGCCUCAGUGCCGUCACUGUGGAUAUGCGUUUACCACAUGGCAUGCCUUCUUCUACCAUGUUUCCUCGAGAAGUUGUGAGUUCCUACGGGCCAUCUACUCGAGUACCCAAGCGGCAGAGCUCACUCCGCUUCUAAGUGAGGCCCUGGUUGACUCUCCUGCACUGCUUGACCUGGCCAAGGACUGCACAUGGCAGGACUUGGCGCUACAUGCGCCG